AUGCAGAAAUAUGAGAAGAGGAUCUUGCAAUGCGUUCUAGCGGAGAAGAUAACGAUAAUGGAUUUUAAACAUUGGGCGUUCUUUCAUAUGCUAAAGUCGGAAUUCAUCCGACAAAUUCACAUGGUUAUGGUUUACAUCUGGAAAUUCGGUAAAGACAGAUUUAUUGAGAAAUGGCCUAUCAAGUCCGCAUUUACUCAAGUCUCCGGCUUUAGCAAGAAACGUAUCGUGAACAUUGCAUGCCGCUUUCAUCAUUUUCUCGUUUUGACCAGUGAUGGAAAGGUGUAUGCUUGGGGAGACAAUAUUUAUAUGGAGAAUGGUAGUGAAAACACAGUUAUUUUUAAUGGUAAGUCCGGGGAAGAGUCUUGGGGUUGGGGUUUGGAGGAUACGUCGGUAAUUCUAAGUGUCGAAACCCAAUUACACCUGCGAAUAGAAGACUUGCAAGCCAAGAUAAAAGAUCUAGAAGAGCAAAACGCCAAGAUUACCGAGGAGAGUAAAGCGGUUCAGAUAAAGAGCGAUAAAUUGGUGAAAAAAUUGAAGGAGUGUAAAGUGCAGAUGGAGAGCUUGCAACAACAAUUGAAGACGCAGAAGCAGGCUGGCAGCUUCUUCGACCUGGACACGGCGAUCGAGGAGGAGCUGAAGACGCAGAUCGUCAAUUUGGAGAAAGCUCUGAAGGAAAUUAAAGAGGAGAAGAAAAAUAUUAUUGCCGAAAAAGAGGCUUUACUGAAGCGACUCGACAUGUUGGUGUCUGCCAAUGAAAGGUACAUGGAAAUGAAGGAGAAACAGGACAUGGAAGUCGAAGUAUUGCGUAUUCAGAACAAGGAACUAGGCAAUAAAGUGCAAUCCUUGGAGUGGCGAUUACAGGAAAAUGCAACCGACGUGCAAGACACUUCUUUUUCGCAACAAGAAGAUCAGAUCGACCCAAAUCACCCCCAGAAAAGAUCAGUGGAAUCUACUGACGACUUUGAAGCGACGUCGAAGAAGUACAAAGAAGAAAUAGACGAUUUGAAGGACGAAUUGGAGGCGCUUGCGGCGGAAAAUGAACAAUUGCAACGCUUCUUGGAAGUACAGAAGGCGACGAUGGCUAAUUUGGAGGCGAAGGCUACUGACAACUCUGGAGAACUCGUGGAAAAGUUAGAUACGUUGAAUAACCAAAAUGCGGCCCUAGAAAGCGCUUUAAACAAAGGCAAGGAAGAAUACGACGUGCUCAGGAAGCAGUUCGAGCAGAGUCUAAUAGACGCGAAUGAUCAAGUGGCAGCGAUGCGACAAAAUAAUGAUUUCCUCAAAGCUGAAUUUCUGGAGAAAAUCGAUAGAUUAGAAACGGAGAUAAAUAAUUUACAGAAAGCUCUAGAAGAGAAGGAGGUCUUGGAAGAGAAGCUCAACGCUCUGAUGAAUCUCGAGGAAAAAUCCUCGACCAUUAAUACAUCUUUAAUGGAAGUCAAGGAAUUGCUCAACGCCAGAGUUCAAGAGGUCGCUGAUCUGAAGCAAGAGCUUCAAGUUCAGUACGUGGAAAGGGAAAGAGUCGAAGCGACGCUACAAUCGGACCUACAAACCUUGACGAAAGAAUUAGACGAGAGGAAACAAGAAUUGACAGUCUUGAAGGAAGCAUUCACCAACAAGGAACACGAGCUGAUCCAGCAGAAGAGCGUGGAAACGGUGAAUGCCAUCAUCAGCGAAGCUACCCAGGAAUUAAUCCAGAAGCAUGCGAUAGAGGUCGAAGAAAAAGACCAAGAAUUGCGCGAUCUAAGGGAAAAGUUAACGACAAUGCAAGCUGCGAUUGACGAAUACACCCUGAAGUUGCAAGAUAGCGCGGCCAAGUUGGAAAUGCAACAACAACAAAUCGUGUAUCUGAAGGAAGAUCUAACAGAGCGAAAUUCAAUAAUCGGAGCCACUCAGGCUGAUGCAAAUUUGCUGAACGAAAAAUUGCGAGAGAAGCAACAAGAGCUGAUCCAAUACGAAGAGGAGAAGACGUAUCUCGAGGCAAAAAUAAAAGGAUACUUAGAGGAGCUCGAAUAUCUGAAGAACCAGUUGGACGCCAGGGAAGCAACCGUGGUUAAUUUACAAGAGUGCAACUCGCACAUUCAUACCUUGCAGCAAGAAAUCCAGGCUCUAAAAUCCGAGAAAGAGUCGAUCCUGUUGCAGUAUGAUCAAGAAACGAAGGCGUAUCAAGCUCGUCUGGAGAAAGAUAACCAGCAGGUUGACGCUUUGAAGCAAGACCUGCGAGAGAAGACUGAACAAUUGCACUAUCUAAGCACCCAAUUAUGCGCCAAGGAGAAUGAUUUGGAAGGCAUCAAGGCCAUGAUGAGUGACAAAGAUUCUUUGUUGGAGAUCAUGAGUCAGGAAUUAAACGAAAAACGAGGCGAUUUAGAAAGAUUGUGCAAUGAACAGCUGCAGAAUUCUCAGAUGGUUGAUAGUCUUGCCUUCAAGACGGGAAAUGACGACGAUGCCGAGCUGCAAGGCACCAUAGACGAGCUAAAGGCGCAGAUGGAAGCUAAACAGCAAGAGUUGGAGCAUCUCAAGUAUGUCUUGAGCGAGAAUACGUAUCCCACAAUCAUUCAGCAAAUGCAAGAUAGGAUUAAUUGUCUGUACAAUGAGAAAGCUACCCUGGAAACCUCCUUGCAAGUAGCUUCGCAGACCCUGACGGAGAAGCAGGAGCAAGUAAAUGCUUUGCAACGCAUUCAUGAUCAGAACCAGGAGCAUAUUUCCAAGGAGGAGUCCAAUUCGCUCUCCAGGGACCGAAGAUCCGCGCAAGAUCAAGAGGAAAUCGUCAGAUUGCAGAACGAGCUUCAUGCGAGGGAGCAGGAAAUUAACGAAUUAAAGUACGUCAUAGCUGAAAAGGACUCGCAAUUGUGUCUGCAAGCCAGUAUGGAGCCCCCCAAUCGGACGAACUUGGAGAGGCUCUCCGAGGAGAGUAAAAAUGCCAUCGAGAAGCUAACUUCGGAAAAAGAGCAGAUCCGUCUCGAGGCUGAAGAGUUCCUCACCAACGAGUUGCGAAAGAAGGAAUCCGAGAUCGAUGAGAUCAAGAGGAGACUAUCAGAGGAAAAUCAAAAGUUGCUGGCGGAACUUGAACUGAAAGAUAAGGAUAUCGCGAAUCUGAAGAUGCAGUUGGAGGAACUGAGAGGAGACUGGCCGAGCAUCACCAAAGAUGCCGAACUUCACGACUUGAAGAUGCAGAUUCAUGAGAAAGAGGCGCGUAUAGAGGAGCUCUUGGCCUUGUCCACGGAAGAGGAGAGACAACUGGACGAGCUGAGGUAUAUAUUGGCGACUAGGGAAACAGAGAUGAAUCAGCUGAAGGAAUUGUUGGAGCAGAAGGUAUCCGAGUACGAACUGAUGCAACACGCCUUGAAGAAAGAUGCGUCCGUCGUCGAGAUUGCGUCCAAGGAUUCGGAAAGCGUUCAGACAGUCGACAACAUGGAGACCACUUCCAGCGAGUUGGAUCUUGCGCUAUACAUGCUUCAUCAGAGAGAUGUCAGAUGCGAGGAGUUGACUCACGAACUAAUGCAAUUGCUCGAAGAGCGAGAUACGCUACAACUGCGACUGUCUAAUGCGAUUCGAGUGAAUGAAGAAUUGAGAAGGAUGGGUAACGUUGAAGGGAGCCCAACAAAAGACUUAUCAUCGGCCUCGCAAACGGUGAUUGAACCCAUCGUGGAACAACCUUCGCCUUCGAAGUCCGAGGGACCAGUUGAGAUCGCAAAAGAAGCCAUUGAUAUCCCGAUCGAGGACAAAGAAGCUCUUGCAUUGAAAUUGUCGCAGUUGCAUUCAGUCAGUCACACGAAGGACGUGCGAUUAAAGGACGAACGGAAGCUGAAACAUACGCAACAAAUGUCUUUGUUAGCGCACAGAGAUGUUUUAAGUACAUUGCCACCUGAAGCAGCCGCGAGGCUGGUCAACGCUAAUUACACCCUCUCUCGAGAUGUUCAGAGCCAGUCGAGUGUGCUUUUGAAUUGGUUGUGGGGCAAGAGCACGCCGAAGGUGGUGCACAUGUGAUGAAUGACUAGCGGGAAUCAAACGGCCAUCGUUUCUGCCUUCUGAAGACAUUCCUGCCAAGUGCCAACUGCCAAGACUUAUUUCUGCAGUUAACUAAUAAUGGAACGAUCUGUCGUGUGUAUUUUCCAGACAGAAAUCGUUUAAUUGUAUGCUAAUGAUUAUAAGCAAUUAUUUUGCAAAAGUAUUGCCUGAUAAAAUAUUGUUAGGGAAGACAUAUUUUUCAAAUUACAGAGAGAAUGUACAGAAUGUAGAGGUAGAUAGUGUUUUUCUUGGAAAAGUUGCUCCUCUUCGAGAAAGAAAAGAUUAUAAGGAGUAGACUUACAUGUAUUAUAAUGUUGUACAGUCGAAACAUGAGAUAUAUAAACAUGAUGGAAUCGAAAAUAAUUUAAAUAAUAUAUUUCUGCUCUUUUUUUAUUCGAUGACUAAAAUUAUUUAGCAAUGUAUAUGCAAUGCGAUAUAUGUCAAAAUUAUGUUGGAAUUUUUUUGUGUGUUUUGAAUGCGUGUCGAAAUCUUUAUUGAAAAGUUGCCGUUUUAUUUUGUCAAAUUUUCUCAUUAAUUUAAUAAUUAUGUAUUUUCUUUGUGUGAAUUAUCUACGAUUUUGUCUUCCGGCUUAUUGAUGCAUUUGUAAUACUAUUAUUGGUCAUACAUCGAAGGGAAGCUACACAAGACGAAUCAUAGAUAAUGCAGAUGUAAUUCGUGAUAAUUGUAAAUUAUUCAAUCAUUCUAUUUCCAUAAAAUUUUGUACAGAGAAAGAUAAAUAUCAA
This is a messenger RNA of Camponotus floridanus (Florida carpenter ant), 4748 nucleotides long. RefSeq names its product protein lava lamp-like. Lineage: Eukaryota; Metazoa; Arthropoda; Insecta; Hymenoptera; Formicidae. The record is from RefSeq and is a predicted model, not a curated record. The coding region runs from base 1 to 3984 and encodes 1327 amino acids. The transcript has 9 exons.